GUACGGGAAUUUAAAUGCCUCCACGAUUAUGUUUACUCUUUUUAAUAAUGGCGACUACGUUUACUGUUGGUGUGUAAAAAGUUUUGUAUAAAAGUUCGUUCGUUGGCAGUUUUCUCAUUCGUUAAUAAGUGUAAAAUUGACAAGUAUAUGAGUUCCUAUUGAUUUCGUUUUUGUGAUUUUCCCAAAAAAGUAUAAAUUAAAAUUGAAAAUGACAUCUGGUAACAAUAUUGAAUCAGAGUAUCUAAACCUCAAUUCUAAAAACGGGUGGGAACUUCUUUAUCAGCAAAUUCGAUCUGAUUCGUCGAAAUAUAGUAAUACCUGCUUGGAGGCGAUUAAACCACAAAAUAAAGUUCUAAACAGAUACAGAGAUGUCAGCCCCUUUGACCACAGUAGGAUCGUUUUACAGAGAGGUUCGACCGACUACAUUAAUGCCAAUUUAAUUAAAAUUGAAAGAGCGAAUAGACAAUAUAUUUUAACACAGGGCCCCCUACCGAACACAAUCGCGCACUUUUGGUUGAUGGUAUGGGAGCAGAACACGAAAGCGGUGCUUAUGUUAAAUAAAUUAGUAGAAAAGAAGCAGGAGAAAUGUUGCCAAUACUGGCCUAUUAAAAUAGGCGCCGACUACAUUAUGAAACUGGACGAUGUAGGUCUUACGUUAGAAUAUUUAGAGCAACAAGAUCACUCCUAUUAUCUCACGAGAUUAUUACGGCUAACGGACGUUAAGUCCGGCGAAAGUAGAGAGAUAUUACAAUUUCAUUACAUAACGUGGCCCGAUUUUGGGGUACCGAAUUCUCCGACUGCUUUCUUAGAAUUUUUACGUAAGGUACAAGCGGCGGGCGUACUGGAAAGUGACGUCGGUCCGGCCAUUGUUCAUUGCUCGGCCGGUAUCGGUAGAUCUGGAACUUUUUGCCUUGUUGAUUCGUGUCUUAUUCUUAUUGAGAAAUUUGGACUAAAUUCGGUCGAUGUUAAAGACAUCCUGUUGGAAAUGAGAAGGUACAGAAUGGGACUGAUUCAAACGCCCGAACAGCUCAAAUUUUCAUAUCAAGCCAUCAUAGAGGGGGCCAAGCAGUUCACAAAAUCUCCGGCCGAUUCUCAGAACUGCAAUUCUGAUCAGGUAGAAUUGAACAGCGUGUCGGAAAAUUGCAAUCAUAGCUCCGACGAAGAGGACGAAUCUCCGCCUUUGCCGCCUCCGAGACUAGAUAGCCUUAAUCGUAUGACGUACGAAGGUCCUCCGGUAAAUCGACCUUUACCCACUAUUCCUAACAGUGCUUCGCUUAGUGAUUUUAAUUAUGAUGAUAACGGUAGUAUAGAAGAUUUACAAAAUCCACCCAGUGGUCCUUUACCAGUGUUGCCUGGUGAGGACGAAGAGAGUAGCGCCGACGAGUUGGAAGACGAAUCUAUUAGAACAAGCAGCCCGGUUUCGGAUAAGUCGGAUACGAUAAACGGCCAUCACGAUAGCAUUUCGCCACAAGCUGAGCUGCGGCAUAGGAAACGUAUCGAGCGACAGGAGCAACUGGCAGAACGGGUCCGAGAUAUGAAAAGACGUCAGAUGGCUAACGAGCAGUGGACACAACUGAAGAGGUCUCUGUUCAAACCUUUAGCUAUUGCGGGUGCUCUCGCCGUUGGCGGGGGCAUCCUAGCUUAUAUAUACUCUAAAAGCUGAGAGGAAUUUUAAACGAAAAGCGAUUCAAUGUGUAUUUAUGAUUUAAAAAAUGAAAAAAACUUAUACAUUUUAGUUAGUAUAUUGUAUUUUAGGUCUUAAAAACAAAUGUUAUAUGCAGCUAUUAAUGUAUUAUCGAAUUAACCCCUUUCUUUCUUUGUAGUUUUACAAAUAUUCGGAGGAUAUUGUGUAUAAUGGGAACUUACGCAAAAUUAUAAAUUCAAUUUGACAUUUAAACUUACAUAUCACGUACAAAUUUUAUUUACGAAUGUAUUAUUUGUGUCUCGUGCUCGUUCAACAUUUUAUUUCGUAGGCAAUGAAUGGAAAAAAGACUGAGAAUGAUUACCACUUUUAAUAUUAGUUUGCACAUAUUUUUAUCUACGUUGGUGACUUGUUUUUGUUUGUACACAUUAAGGGUGGUAGUCGAAUUGUUGAGUUGGUUAUUAUAAUGGGUGGCGUGUAUAUUGUAUGUAAUAGCUGUGAACUUAUAUAAGACUUAAAUGUCAAAUGUACUAUUUUGCAGUAGGCAUUUUCUUUUGUACGCUAAAUUUUCAAAAAAUGUUUAUCAAAAUAUUUAGCCCCGUCGUAUUCAGACCAAUUCAAUUCGUGAAAUUGAUGUGCCUUCUGUUAGGUUUUUUUUUAAUGAGUACUGUACAACUGUUUAUUACAAAUUAUUGGUGAAGCAGCUGGCUGUGAUUUAUCGAUGUCGUUCGACUGCAUAUUUUCUAAAUUGAUUUAUUUGCGUUUGCGGGUGUAAUCCUAACGAAUAUUUUGAUAAGCCAUUUUUGUCGAAACAAGUUCUGUGUACAGUACAGGGUGAAAUAGAAGUUGUAGCACUCCUUACUUUUUCAAAAA
Photinus pyralis (common eastern firefly) is the source of this 2515-nucleotide messenger RNA. It is a transcript of the gene Ptp61F, whose product is annotated as tyrosine-protein phosphatase non-receptor type 2. The transcript is spliced from 6 exons. NCBI's taxonomy places the organism in Eukaryota, Metazoa, Arthropoda, Insecta, Coleoptera, Lampyridae. Bases 209 to 1663 code for a protein of 484 amino acids. Gene Ontology annotation, molecular function: protein tyrosine phosphatase activity. The record is from RefSeq and is a predicted model, not a curated record. Gene Ontology annotation, biological process: protein dephosphorylation.